Molecule: messenger RNA, 189 nt
Organism: Aphanomyces astaci
Lineage: Eukaryota; Oomycota; Saprolegniomycetes; Saprolegniales; Verrucalvaceae
Exons: 2
Coding region: 1-189 (62 amino acids)
Biological process (GO): protein peptidyl-prolyl isomerization
Molecular function (GO): peptidyl-prolyl cis-trans isomerase activity
Source: RefSeq, a predicted model, not a curated record
AUGUCCAACAUCUACGUGACAGAGCCCAACACGGAGGGAAAGGUGCUGAUGCGAACAUCAUUUGGCGAGCUGGACGUCGAGUUCUGGCCGCAACAAGCGCCCCGCGCAUGCCGCAACUUCUUUCAACUGGCCAUGGAAAAGGGGGUUCACGCGUGCUUGGGGUUUUCACGCUUGCUGGGUUACAGGUAA